AUGCCGUCCACACAAUCUGCGAGCUCGGGGUUUGAAGCUGAUGCAAUUACAUACGGAUUAAUGGAUGAGAAGAAAAGGAAGAGGAUGCAGUCGAACAGAGAAUCUGCAAAGCGCUCGCGAAUGAAGCAACAGAAAAAGAUGGAGGAUUUAGUCGAUGAAAAGGCAAGGCUGUUGAGAGAGCUUAAGAAGAAUAGCGCAAGGUACUCUGGCCGGGAGAGAGGAUGGUAUUCCCUGGAGUCAGAGAACAAUCUUUUGAUAGCUGAAAAGAUGUGCUUGGCCAAGCGUUUAGACAACUUGAACUCACUUAUCGUCAAUCUUGGGCUUGUAAAAAAUAACACACCCAAAAGUCCGGAGCUAAUAAUGUUGAAUCCAUCGCUGCUUCCACAAUGCAGCUUGUCGCGGCCUCUGCCGGAAGGUUUUGGCUUGAAUUCAGUAAGUGGCCGCGGAUUUUGA
Messenger RNA from Juglans regia (Persian walnut), 453 nucleotides. Its product is annotated as basic leucine zipper 1-like. Gene Ontology annotation, biological process: positive regulation of DNA-templated transcription. The transcript has a single exon. The coding region runs from base 1 to 453 and encodes 150 amino acids. Gene Ontology annotation, molecular function: DNA-binding transcription factor activity; transcription cis-regulatory region binding. Gene Ontology annotation, cellular component: nucleus. The record is from RefSeq and is a predicted model, not a curated record. NCBI's taxonomy places the organism in Eukaryota, Viridiplantae, Streptophyta, Magnoliopsida, Fagales, Juglandaceae.